Medicago truncatula (barrel medic) is the source of this 4031-nucleotide messenger RNA. Its product is annotated as formin-like protein 5. NCBI's taxonomy places the organism in Eukaryota, Viridiplantae, Streptophyta, Magnoliopsida, Fabales, Fabaceae. The transcript is spliced from 7 exons. The record is from RefSeq and is a predicted model, not a curated record. Gene Ontology annotation, molecular function: actin filament binding. Bases 728 to 3700 code for a protein of 990 amino acids. Gene Ontology annotation, biological process: actin nucleation; actin cytoskeleton organization.
UCAAGGUUAGCACGAAACGAAGACUGAGUGUAAGCAGCUUGGCAAUGUCCGAAUCUAGAACCCCUCUUGCUUCCUCCUAAGUCCUAAGACGGUCUUUUACGCGUAGUUUUCUCUUCUGUCUACCCCCAAGAAACUUCCUUGUUUUCCCCCAAAAAACACUCUUUUCUUUCCAUCAAAAGUCUUUUCCUUUUCGUUCCUUUCGUAAAACACGGUCUCUACACAAAACAACGUUUGUGUGUUCAACCUUUCACAGUCAACUAAACAAAUACUACUUGUUUUUGUGGCUGCUUAGCUUGGAUCCUCUUUGACGCAAAUACCCUUUUGUUGAAUCUUUCUUUGGACUUCAACUUUGUAUUUUACAUUUGUAGGGUUGUUUGUUUCUUGAGGGUACUUUUUGAUUUUGAUGCUCCAACACCCUCUUGUUACUUUUUGUUUUUUUCGUUGUUAUUUCUGGUGGGUUUUGUCUUUACUUGAUCUGAUUGAAAUUUUGUUGAAGAGGGAAAAUUUUCUGGGGUUUGAUUUCAAUUGUGUUUGAUUCUGAAAAUUUGAUCUUUGAUUAGAAAUCCUUUGUGGGUUUCGCAUAAUUAUUGUGUUCUGCUAAGGAAUUGAAGUGGGUUGGUGUUGGAUUAUUGAAAAUUGUGUUUCUUAGUGACGAAGGGAUUGUAGGGUUGUUCUUGUUGAGGGUGUAGUUCUUUGAUGAGAUGAAAAAAAUAUCAAGCACUUGUUAAUGGGAAUUGAGAGAUAUAUGGUUGUCAUAAAGUUUAGUUUUUGCGUUCUUUUAGUUCUGCAACUUGUAGCAGCAGUUAGCUCUAUAGAAAAGAAGGAAACACAAGAUGGUUUGGUUAGAGAACUAUUUGAUUCAGCAUCUGGAUUGUUGGAUGAGCACACGGCAAAGGUAUUUAGGACCACUUGCUGUGAAGAUUUUAUUCAUUUAAAGAAAGAGGUUGAAUAUCAUGAUUUAUGCCUCCCACUGGAAUUGUUUGCAAGCACCAAUAAAGUCAGCUCCACGGUUCGACCAUUUGCUCAAACAGAUAUCCAAAAAUUGCUUAAUGCUUGUCAUCCUCAAAUCAAGGAAAUCUUUCUUCAUUAUUUGAGAAAAAAUAAUCUUCUAUUACAUGUCUUAGGCGAAGAGGAUGAUUCCAAGAUAUGGCAUGUCACUAAUACAGGAUAUCUUUUUUCCACAUCCAGUAUUCCUAGAAGAAAUCCAGGCCGUGUUUUGCUCCAGCACAUAUCAGAACCACCUAGUUUAGGCCCCACAGUUGGAUCACCUACCCCGAGUCUCACACCAUCACCUGAACCCAGUCUCCCUCCAUCGCCUGAACCCAGCCUAUCCCCAUCACCCGCUCCAGCGCCUCUACCUCCUAAACCUCUUUCUCCUCCUUUGUCACCAGCCUCAUUUUUCCCAAAACUGACACCGCCAGCAGCUGCAGACAUUUCUGCUCCUCCAUCUUCUGACACAAGCGGGAAGGAAGAUAACCAUAGUAAUAAAACAACAGUUGUUCUUUCUGUAGUUAUAACUAUAUCGGUGAUAUUUAUAGCUGCAGCAUUGUUCUUUUUAUGCUUUCGUAAGGCUGGCCGGCGUAGACAAAAUGAUGAGAGGCCUCUGCUCAGCUUGAGCAUGAAUGACUAUUCUUUUGGUCCUUCCAAUCAUGCUUUUGGAAAUACGACAAAAGGGGAGAAGCUUGGAUUUCAGUCAUCAAGUAAUAAUUUAGGAGACAACAAGAAGACCUCACUGCAAGGAAAUCAAUCGAUGGGAGCUUUUGCUGUUGUCGGAUCGCCAUUUGAAUUGAAUCCUCCUCCUGGGAGAGUGGGAACUAUCCAUUCUGGAAUGCCACCUUUAAGACCUCCUCCAGGCAGGAUGAAUCCUCUUCCCCAUGAGCCACCUUCGUUCACACCUUUUGGUAAUACUGCCGUCUCUGCUGCUGCGCCUCCUCCUCCUCGACAGUCUGGUGUUGCUAGUGCUCGACCUCCUGCUACUCCUUCACCACCACAAUCAUUACUAGCUGGUGCCAAACCUGUUCCUCCUCGCCCUCCACUACACCCUGCUCUACCUGGUGCCAAACCUAGUCCUCCACCACCCCCUGCACCACUUGGUGCCAAACCCGGUCCUCCUCCCCCACCACCCCCUGCACCACCUAGUGCCAAACCCGGUCCUCCCCCCCCACCACCACCAGCACCAUCUGGUGCUAAACCUGGUCCUCGUCCACCUCCUCCUCCUCCUAAGAGUGGCGUAGCUCCUCCUCGUCCUCCAAUUGGCCCAAAGGCUGGUGGACCAAAAGCUACAGAGAAUGCUGAAGCAGGUGCAGAAGGUGGAGCUGAUACUUCUAAAGCCAAACUAAAGCCAUUUUUCUGGGAUAAGGUUCCAGCUAAUUCAGAUCAAUCAAUGGUUUGGAAUCAGAUCAAAUCAGGAUCAUUCCAGUUUAAUGAAGAGAUGAUAGAGACACUUUUUGGUUAUAAUGCUGUGAAUAAGAACAAUGGUCAACGGCAGAAGGAGUCUUCCUCCUCCCAAGACCCUUCACCUCAAUAUAUCCAGAUCGUCGACAAAAAGAAAGCACAAAAUUUAUUAAUUCUGUUGCGCGCAUUGAACGUGACGAUGGAAGAAGUUUGUGAUGCACUUUAUGAAGGAAAUGAGCUACCGUCGGAAUUCCUUCAAACCUUGUUGAAGAUGGCACCGACAUCAGAUGAAGAACUUAAGCUUAGACUUUUUAAUGGUGAUCUGUCUCAACUUGGGCCUGCUGACCGUUUCCUGAAAGCCAUGGUGGACAUUCCCUCUGCGUUUAAGCGAAUGGAAGUACUGCUUUUUAUGUGUACAUUUAAAGAGGAGCUCACUACUACUAUGGAGUCUUUUGCAGUUUUAGAGGUUGCUUGUAAGGAACUAAGAAACAGCCGGCUGUUCCACAAACUUCUUGAAGCUGUUCUCAAAACUGGUAACCGUAUGAACGACGGAACAUACCGUGGCGGUGCACAAGCAUUUAAACUUGAUACACUCUUGAAAUUAUCUGAUGUUAAAGGAACAGACGGCAAGACUACACUUUUACACUUUGUUGUUCAAGAGAUUAUCCGCUCUGAGGGCAUAAAAGCUGCUCGAGCGGCGAAAGAUAGCCAGAGUUUGUCUAAUAUUAAAACGGACGAGCUUCAUGAAACAGAAGACCACUAUCGCGAGCUUGGUCUUGAGAUGGUUUCACACUUGAGCACUGAGCUUGAGAAUGUUAAAAGAGGAUCUGUUCUAGAUGCCGACAGCUUAACAGCAACCACUAUCAAACUUGGCCACGGUCUUGUGAAAGCCAAAGAUAUACUAAACAAAAACCUGAAGAAUGUGGAGGACGAUAGAGGGUUUCGUGAGACAGUGGAAAGUUUUGUCAAGAACGCUGAGGCUGAUGUUAAGAAACUGCUUGAAGAUGAGAAGAAAAUCAUGGCUCUGGUGAAGAGCACGGGCGAUUAUUUUCACGGGAAUGCUACGAAGGAUGAUGGCUUGCGAUUGUUUGUAGUAGUAAGAGACUUCUUAAUAAUGCUGGAUAAAGUAUGUAAGGAGGUGAGAGAUGCACAAAAGAAGCCAGCAAAACCUAUAAAACAAGAAACUUCACGAGGACUGUCUUCGUCCGAUACACGUCCAUCACCUUCUGAUUUUCGUCAGCGGCUUUUUCCAGCUAUAGCUGAAAGGAGGAUAGAUGACGAUAGUUCAGAUGAAGAGAGUCCAUAGGUUCAAGUUGGAAAUGAGGGAGGAUGGUUACACAUUUUUCUUGAUAUAUGGUGGAAGUGACUGUGAUAUUAACACUUCAAACUAAAAUGAGAUAUGUACAGACAUGGCUGGAGGCUGGAACUAUCAUUAUGAUUAUUGAUUAGUUUGAUUGUUUUGAUUUUGAGACAGUCAUUUUUAAAGGGAUAGUUGUGUAGGGUUUUAUUAUUAUUUUUUAACAAUUCUUUAAUCUAUUUAAUUAUGCUAAUGUAUUUCUUAAAGGGGGGGCAGAAUGUAGCAUAGUACUUUCUGUUUAUAUGAAUUUAGAAUUAUUCUUUCAGACACCUAGUCUAGA